AUGGGUGAGAUUUCUCCGGACCGAUCUGGAGCUUUGCUGCCAUUCGGGCUCCUCAGCAGGAGUUCUCGACGGUCAAGUGAGAGUGGCACCUCAGUCGACAGUGAGGUGAUUCUAGAGGCAGAGCGGUUGGAAUUAGAACGCCUGGCUCUGAAGGAGUUAGAUGCUGCUGUGUCUAAACCGGUCGCUUUUUCCGUCCGGACCAACAUCAGUUUCGAUGCAACUCUAUACGGUUCGGAUGCUCCGUCCCCAAAUCAUGUGGUCAGUUUUGAGGCACGCGAAUUCUUGCAUAUCAAGAAACGUUUCAAUCCGCAUUGGUGGAUCGGUCGGCGCGUUCGAAUUGGUAGUCCCCUUGGGUUUAUUCCGAGCCCGGCCAAACUGGAAGCGAUUCACACAAAUACGGCUCAACUGGCUGGAUUAUUACCUCCAUUCUACGGUCCGGGUCCAUUGCCCGGUGAACUUCCAAAUAGUCCGGGUCCCACCUUGGCGGUUCCUGGUCAUGGGAACAAAUUAGGUCAGUCAACAUUCGAAUAA
Echinostoma caproni is the source of this 531-nucleotide messenger RNA. NCBI's taxonomy places the organism in Eukaryota, Metazoa, Platyhelminthes, Trematoda, Plagiorchiida, Echinostomatidae. The record is from the annotation of a GenBank genome assembly.